Molossus molossus (Pallas's mastiff bat) is the source of this 3898-nucleotide messenger RNA. RefSeq names its product diacylglycerol kinase theta (gene DGKQ). Gene Ontology annotation, biological process: lipid phosphorylation; diacylglycerol metabolic process; intracellular signal transduction. The transcript is spliced from 23 exons. Gene Ontology annotation, molecular function: ATP-dependent diacylglycerol kinase activity. The coding region runs from base 1 to 2826 and encodes 941 amino acids. Lineage: Eukaryota; Metazoa; Chordata; Mammalia; Chiroptera; Molossidae. The record is from RefSeq and is a predicted model, not a curated record.
AUGGCGGCGGCGGCCGAGCCCGGGGCCCGCGCCUGGCUCGACGGCGGCUCGCCGCGCCCGGGCAGCCCGGCCUCCAGCCCCGAUCUGGGCAGUGGAGGCCGCGCUCGGCUGGGGCCGGGGCUGGGGUCCGGGCCGGGGCCGGAGCGGGCAGGGGCCAGGCCCCUGGGCCCCGCUGCGCCGGGCCACAGCUUCCGGAAGGUGACGCUCACCAAGCCCACCUUCUGCCACCUCUGCUCCGACUUCAUCUGGGGGCUGGCAGGCUUCCUGUGCGACGUCUGCAACUUCAUGUCCCACGAGAAGUGCCUGAAGCAGGUGAAGACCCCCUGCAGCAGCGUGGCGCCCAGCCUGGUUCGGGUUCCUGUGGCCCAUUGCUUUGGACCCCGGGGGCUCUACAGACGCAAGUUCUGUGCUGUGUGCCGCAGGGGCCUGGAGGCGCCCGCGCUGCGCUGUGAAGUGUGUGAGCUGCACGUUCACCCCGACUGUGUGCCCUUCGCCUGCAGCGACUGCCGCCAGUGCCACCUGGACGGGCACCGGGACCACGACACGCACCACCACCACUGGCGGGAGGGGAACCUGCCCUCGGGUGCGCGCUGCGAGGUCUGUCGGAAGACGUGCGGCUCCUCCGACGUGCUGGCCGGUGUGCGCUGCGAGUGGUGCGGCGUCCAGGCCCACACGGUCUGCUCUGCCGUGCUCGCCCCCGAGUGCACGUUCGGGCGCCUGCGCACCAUGGUCCUGCCCCCGGUGUGCGUGCGCCUGCUGUCCCGCAACUUCAGCAAGACGCACUGCUUCCGCAUCUCGGAGAGCGCGGUCCCCGAGCCGGGCGAGGGGGACUGCAGCCUGGAUGGAAGCACCCCCGCCAGCCCGGGCAGAGAGGUGCCGGUGCCCGAGUCCAACAAGCAGACUCUGAAGGUCUUUGACGGCAGCGAUGCUGUUCAUCGCAACCACUUUCGCGUCGUCAGCGUCCCCCGCCUGGCCAGGAGUGAGGAGGUGCUGGAGGCAGCGCUGCGAGCCUACUACAUCACGGAGGACCCGCGCGGCUUCGAGCUGCAGGCGCUCCCCGCCGCGCUGCAGGCUGGCGACCCCGACCCCGAGGCCAGGGGAAAGGCUCAGAGGGGCAGGACUUUGGAGGAGGAGGGGAGCAGGGGCCCCAGGUCCCGAGAGGUAGCUCCUGAGGCCUGGAUCAUCCGCACUCUGCCUCGAACCCAGGACAUCCUGAAGGUCUACCCAGCUUGGCUCAAGGUGGGUGUGGCCUACGUGUCCAUUUGUGUGACUCCGGAGAGCACUGUGAAGACCGUGGUGACAGAGGUCCUCCCGAUGCUCGGGCGCCAGGCCGAGGGUCCCGAGAACUUCCAGCUGGUGGAGGUGCUCAUGGGCAGCAGGCAAGUGCAGCGGACAGUGCUGGCAGAUGAAGAGUUUUUGCUCAACCGGCUUCGAGACAUCCGGCAGACAUCCCUGCGGCAGAUGAAUCAAACACGCUUCUACGUGGCUGAGCGCAGGGCCGUGCUCCCCCGCGUCUCCCUGUUCGUUGGUGGCCUGCCUCCCGGCCUGUCCCCCCAGGAGUAUGGCAGCCUGCUGGAUGAGGCUGUGGCCACCAAAGCUGGCCUGGUGUCCCUGAGCCACACCUAUUCCUCGCAAGGUGCUGUGGUGCUGGAGGUGGCCUGCUUCGCAGAGGCCGAGCGGCUGUGCAUGCUGGUCAGGGACACAGUGGUACACAGCCGGCUGCUGACGGCCCUCGUGCUCCCGGACGUGUUGCACACGAAGCUGCCUGCAGACUGCCGGCCCCUCCUCGUGUUUGUGAACCCCAAGAGUGGGGGCCUCAAGGGCCGUGACCUACUCUGCAGUUUCCGGAAGUUGCUGAACCCUCACCAGGUCUUUGAGCUGACCAAUGGGGGGCCUCUUCCCGGGCUCCACGUGUUCUCCCAGGUGCCUUGCUUCCGGGUGCUGGUGUGCGGCGGGGAUGGCACUGUGGGCUGGGUGCUGGCUGCCCUGGAGGAGAUGCGGCACCGGCUGGCCUGCCCAGAGCCUUCCGUGGCCAUCCUGCCCCUGGGCACAGGGAAUGACCUUGGCCGGGUCCUCCGCUGGGGGGCGGGCUACAGCGGAGAGGACCCUUUCUCGGUGUUGGUGUCUGUGGACGAGGCGGAUGCUGUGCUCAUGGACCGCUGGACCAUCCUGCUGGAUGCCCAGGAGGCCAGCGGUGCGGAGAACAGUGUGGCGGACCUGGAGCCCCCCAAGAUUGUGCAGAUGAGCAACUACUGCGGGAUCGGCAUCGACGCGGAGCUCAGCCUGGACUUCCACCAGGCUCGAGAGGAGGAGCCCAGCAAGUUCACGAGCAGGUUGCACAACAAAGGUGUGUACGUGCGCGUGGGGCUGCAGAAGAUGAGCCAGUCCCGCAGCCUGCACAAGGAGAUCCGGCUGCAGGUGGAGCAGCGGGAGGUGGAGCUGCCCAGCAUCGAGGGCCUCAUCUUCAUCAACAUCCCCAGCUGGGGCUCAGGGGCUGACCUGUGGGGUUCCGACAGCGACUCAAGGUUUGAGAAGCCACGAAUGGACGACGGGCUGUUGGAGGUGGUGGGGGUGACGGGCGUCAUGCACAUGGGCCAGGUGCAGGGCGGGCUGCGCUCCGGCAUUCGCAUUGCCCAGGGCGCCUACUUCCGAGUCACCCUUCUCAAGGCCACACCCGUGCAGGUGGACGGUGAGCCCUGGGUUCAGGCUCCUGGCCACAUGAUCAUCUCCGCUGUGGGCCCGAAGGUCCACAUGCUCAGGAAGGCCAAGCAGAAGCCCAAGAAGACUGGGACCCCCAAGGAUGCCAGAGCAGAUGCCUACCCUUGAGGGAGCCCCCAAGUAGAGAAUGGCCCCAGAGCGUCUGUGCCGGUCCUGCAGCAGUGGUGGGCAGUGGUGGAUGCACCUGUAGCCCUGACCUUGGGGCAUUUCUCCCCACAUCCCUGCCUCCCAAACAGUGACCUGGGGUGGGCAGGGGCUCCAGCUGGCCCAUCCUCUAGUGCCCUUGGAGGGCAUGCCUCCCGUCACCCCGGGACCUCCUGUGUCCUUUGGAUGGUUCCCAGAUGCUCCGACAGAGUAGCUGGCUCUGAGGGUCCCAGGAAUGCCCAGCAGACAUGGGGCACCCACCUGCCACCAGCUCCUCUGGCUCCUGACCUGUGGCCCAGAAGUGAAGGCCCGGCGGGCUGGGCCAGCACCCCGAGGGUGGAGUUGGUGUCCGAAGGCGGUGGGCUGACAUAAGUGCCUGGAAAGGCCCAGAGAAAGUGGUGACAGUGGGAGCGAGGAGGGGCCAGCUUUAAUCACCAAGGACAACUCGGCACUUUGCGUCUUGUUUGCCAAUGAUCAACGUGGCUGUUCCCCGAGUCUGCUUAGCAGACAGGACUUCUCCUCCCCACGGAGACCCACUGGGUGGGUGGCGGCUGACCAGCCCGAGUUCAGACGACCCGCGGAGCCGGUUGCGAACCCCAGGAAGAACCUGAGUGGACGUUCGGUCUGCCUGGGAAGCCUCCUGAGGCCCCAGACGAGGACCCACAAACCCUUGCUGCUCCCCAUUGUCCAACCCUGUGCUGGGUCCUUUUGCUGCUAGUGCCUCUGGCAGGGCUGGCCCCUGGCACCCCCAGGGGCUUUGCCCUGAGGUUCGUCCUCAACCUCAGAUGUGCCCCUACCCCCAGCUUCUGCCAAAACCGCACUGCCAGUGCGCGAUGCCCAUCUUGUGUGCCUCCGGACGCGGUUCCUCCGCCCGUCCCUGUGGUGACUGGCCUGCCCUGCAGGCUGCUGCUGAGUGUCUGUGGGCUCUGUCUGUAACUGGUCAGGUGACUGUGUCCUGUGUCAAGUGCGUCUGUGCCCAGAGAUGUCUCUGCCACCGUAACUUAUGUCUGCCGCAAAUACAGUCCGGCACUGCCUU